Molecule: messenger RNA, 3159 nt
Organism: Penicillium bovifimosum
Lineage: Eukaryota; Fungi; Ascomycota; Eurotiomycetes; Eurotiales; Aspergillaceae
Product: putative PAB1 binding protein (Pbp1)
Exons: 5
Coding region: 1-3159 (1052 amino acids)
Biological process (GO): cytoplasmic stress granule assembly
Cellular component (GO): cytoplasmic stress granule
Molecular function (GO): RNA binding
Source: RefSeq, a predicted model, not a curated record
AUGGCUUCCGCUCUCAAUUCUGUGCCGGCCAACAAUGCGUCUGGCAAUGCCAACGCAGCCCCAAACCCUGGCCGAUCUACCCUGAGAUCCAGCAACAGCACCAAGGGGUCUGACAACCGACGACAAUCGGGCAGCCCUAGUGAUGGCGGACAACGGCGCACAAACUCCCACAAAGCUUGGACCCAAGGGACCAACCCCAUCACUCAACGAUCUUCAUACUCCCCAUCCAACGCCAACAUGACCCACCAGAGACAGACUGGCUCCCCCAGACCUAACCAGAAGGAGUCAAACACUGCCGACAGCCAUGCCCAUGAUCGCCUGCUAUUCUUAUUCGCCAGCUUCAUUGGUUUGCAAACUACCAUAACGACCAAGACUGGAGAGAAGUUUACUGGUAUUUUCUCUUCAUCGACCAUGGAGCCCAACGAAGUCUCGUUCCUGCUCAAGAUGGUCCAGCGGGUUCCGCAAGAGGGCCAGACUCGAGCGAACGGCGUCAGCGAUGUCGCAACCCCGUAUCUGGGCCCCGCGCCCGAACAUAUCAUGUCAUUCGAUAUCAAGGACGUUGCCGAUAUUUCUGUUCCAAACGUUACCACGGCGGAGGUUUCGGCCAAGGACUCAAACGGUGCUUCCCAGGGCUUCAGAACCGACAGCGAUAUCUCCGGAAACCUAGCCAUGCGCGAGCGCACCUUGCAGCGCUGGCAGCCUGCGGAGACUGAUGUCGAUAUGUCAUUGGAGACUAGCAACAACGCUACGGGCUGGGAUCAGUUUGAGGCAAACGAGCGUCUUUUCGGCGCUAAGACCAAUUACGAUGAGAACAUCUACACUACUCGCCUCGAUCGUUCCGAUCCCAACUACAAGCAAAAGCAAGCGGAAGCAGCUCGCAUCGCCCGUGAGAUUGAGGGCCAGGAGGUGGACAAUUCACACAUGCGCGAGGAACGCGGCCUUGUUGUGCCGGAUACUGGAGAACUCGACGAAGAAGACAAGUACAGUGGUGUUCGGCGCGAAGAAAAGGGCUUCCCUCCCUUGGUCUCUGGCCAGCCGAAUAAGUACAUGCCACCUGGACGCCGCCAAGCCGCUCCCCAGCCUCCUGCGGCUGCCGCUUCUAUUUCAAAACAGAACGUGCCUUCCCCUGCUCCAGGGGCUCCGAUUCCCACCCCGGUUCACACUCCGACCCCAAAUGUUGCGAAGGAUACUCCUCCUUCGGACAAGCAACCUGACCCGGUCACAUCACUACCGGUGCCGGCAAACACCGAGUCAAAGAAUGUCGCCGGCCAAGGUGUCACCGCGAGUGCAUCCGCUGCGAAGCGUGCUGUGCCUGAAAACGCGACCGCCAACGUGGGGGCGGAGGUGCUGGAUCAUUUCCGCCAGUUCGCAAACAGUGAAAAGAUCAAAAUACAGGAGCGCCGUCGGAAUCAAGCCUCAUUCGACCGGACGAUGAAACUCAACGAGCUGUUGAAGUUCUCUAAGAGCUUUAAACUCUCUACCCCUGUGCCCAAAGACCUUGUUCCUAUCCUAGCCAAGGACCGGGUUAAGCAGGAAGCUAUCAUGCAACGAGCUCUGCAGCAAGGGGACGACAAGGCCAGCCCGAAGAUUGCGCAUCCAUCCACUGAAACCACCGAACAAAAGCCCACCGCUCGUGGCGUGGGGCCUACCGGAGCAGUACCCCCAUCUGCGCCCGCUGACCGCCAGAACUACAACCGCGCUCGCCAGGGCUAUCCUCCGACUGGACCGCUCGCUGGCCGAUACCCCCAGCAAACUAUUCCGCCGGGUCGUCCGGGCGUCGGCAUGCUCAGUCACCGACUUGCUGACAAUCUGCAGCAACGAAAGGGGGCCGGCAUGGGACCUGUUCCCACUCCUCUGCCCAUCCAAGAUGCUCGCGUACCCCCGACUGGCCCUGCAAGCGACCAGCAGAGGAUAACUAGCCCUGGCAAGUCGCAGGUCGCAUCUUCCGCAACGGCCAAGUUCAACGUUAAAGCCAUGGAAUUCAAGCCGAACCCAGCGGCGAGCACUUUCACCCCUGGUGGUACCUCCGUCGCUACCCCAAGCGCACGGUCAUUCUCUCGCAAUCGCUCUGUGUCCCGCGCGACAACGCCGACUGCAUUCUUCGGCCCGAGGAAACCCCUGCCGAUCUCGGAACGACCCUCCAUUGGCGAUCAGUUCAACCCUAUCAAGCGCAUGAAGAAGGAGAGCGCCGAACAGACCGAUAAGUCAUUCGGGCUCAUAGGAGGCAUUCCCCCGCCCUACAAGACAUUGCCAACCUGGGAUGCUGCGGAGGGCAGCGAAGAGAAGACGUACGAUCAGAUGUUCAAACAGCCGCUCGGCGUGCACUCUGUAUCGCCCCAAGGCCGGUCAACCUCCAACAACAGCAACGUCUCCCAGCAGCAUCUGGUACCCUUCCCAUUCCAGCCAGGUACCCCUGGUAUGACCCCAACCUCUGGUCCCCCACCCCACAUUCACUCGCAGGGCCCGCAUAACCCCUCCCACGUGGAUGAUCACCACCGCAUGCAGCUCUCCACCUCGAACUCCCAGGUUUUCCCGUCUCCACGUCUACAGCAUGGAUAUCCGUCCCCAAUGGCGCCUCACAAUGGCCAGCUUGCGUUCGGGCAGCCGAUGGGGCAGUUCUAUGGUGGGCCACAACCCGCCCACAUGAGACCUUUCCAAGGUGGUGGCCCGCAGUACGUGAAUGGCGCUCCUCUCAUGGUGCAGCAAGCCUCCAGCGGACCUUACAUGGGAGCUCCACAAGGAAUGACACCAUAUAACGGCCAAAUGCCUAUGUACUCCCCGAACCCGGGUCACGCUUAUCCCCAACAUGCACCGGCACCUCAGCCACAUAGCGGGUACCCGAGCCCGAGCCGCGGUGCGCCAAUGAUGAUGCAUCAGAAUUCCCAAUCUGGUCAAGCUCAGCCCAUGAUGUUCAUGCCCGGUCAACCAGGAUAUCCCCAGCAGCCACCACAUAUGCCACCCAACCGUGGCAGCUAUCCCCAGCAGCCUCAUUUUUCUUCGAGUCCCCACCAGUCACACCACUUCCCUUCCAACCAGCAUCGGACACCGAGUAAUGGAUUCAACCAAAUGCCUCAGAUGCCAACUCAGAUGUCUGCCAACACCCCCGCAUCCACCCCUGGAGCUGCCCAUCCAGGCGAUGCAACGGAAGAAGGAAAAUGA